Messenger RNA from Melanotaenia boesemani (Boeseman's rainbowfish), 2528 nucleotides. Its product is annotated as mitochondrial intermediate peptidase-like. Gene Ontology annotation, biological process: peptide metabolic process. Gene Ontology annotation, cellular component: mitochondrion. The coding region runs from base 414 to 2516 and encodes 700 amino acids. Gene Ontology annotation, molecular function: metalloendopeptidase activity. Lineage: Eukaryota; Metazoa; Chordata; Actinopteri; Atheriniformes; Melanotaeniidae. The record is from RefSeq and is a predicted model, not a curated record. The transcript has 19 exons.
UUAAAUUGCGUAAUUAUUGUUAUAAAACUAUAUGUUAGAAUAUAGAAGUAUUCUGAAAAAUACGAAAACACAUCUUCAUUGUGGAGAAUUUUCCUUAAAACGUAUUUAUCUUUUUUUCACGAAAGUACCAACAGAUACCGUCAAGUGCAUUCGCUUUGAUUAGCCAGUGAGCUAACAUGUGACUCGUUUUUAUGAAAUGAAAAGCAAAUGUCAUACUUUAUAUAAAAGACAGAAAGCCUGCAUUUUUUCCCAGAGGAAACUGUUUUGAGUCUGUCUGUGUUUUAUAUUUUAAUAGACUGCUUUUAUUUACGACUCUUGCAAAAAGGUUAAUGUUUAGCAUGUCCUCUUUUAGCCACUAUCAGCACUGUUAGCAUCGGCGCUUGACGGGAUACAACUAGUAGAUUUAGUGCAAAAUGUCUGCGUGUAAAAGGCUGAUUUACGUCUUAAAGCAAAGGAGCUUGUGGGGGAACAUUCGGAGAAAUGUCACUACAUGGUCACCUGUUGGAGCUGCAUUUAAUGCCAAACCUUACAGAAGACUGGAUCUCUUUGAAAAAAAUGUGGGGUUGUUUGGAGUGUCUGAGCUCAACAGUCCUGCAGGCUUCCAGGUAGCCUCAAAAACAGCCCUGAAGAACACAGAGAGAUUGGUAGAAAAAGUUUGUACCUCCCCUCCAGGUGUUGAGACUGUCGAGUGUUUUGACCAGCUUUCAGAUGGGUUAUGUAAAGUGGCAGAUCUGGCAGACUUUAUAAAGGUAGCUCAUCCAGAUCCAGCAUAUCGUGAAGCUGCAGAGAAGACUUGCAUCGAGAUUGGCACAGUUGUGGAGAAGCUGAAUACCAAUGUUGAUUUAUGCAAGAGCUUAAAGAAUUUGUUGGAAAACCCAGAAGUGGUGAGUCGGCUGGAUCCCGACACAAGACGAGUUGCUGAGUUGUUCAUGUUCGAUUUUGAAAUCAGUGGAAUUCAUCUGGACGACAAACUGAGAAAAGAGGCUGUUAGCCUUCAUGUGAAGCUGUUGGAUCUAAACAAUGAGUUUCUCAUUGGCUCUCACAUGCCAAACAGGAUCGCUAAGUCUGCCAUUCCUGAACAUCUACAACUGCAUUUUGCAAGCGAAGGAAGCUUCGUUCAAAUUGGGGGUUUACAUGCAGAUUCCCCUGACGACUUGCUAAGGGAGAUUGCCUACAGGGUUUACCUUUAUCCCAACGCAGAUUUAAUGGAUUGUCUGGAAGAGCUACUAAAAUGCAGAUACAAACUGGCCAAACUGGUGGGUUACGAGUCCUACGGACACAGAGCCCUGAAGGGAACCAUGGCCAAAACGCCAGAAACAGUGAUGAGAUUUCUCCAGUUAUUAACAGACAAGCUGUCAAACAGGACAGCGAAAGAUUAUGAGAUGAUGAGAGACAUGAAGAAGAAACUCAACCCUCGCAAUUUCGAGCUAAUGCCCUGGGAUCAUCCAUUCCUCAGUGGUGUCUUGCGUGCCGAAAGAUACAACAUAGAGCCUAGUCUGUACAGUCCCUACUUUUCUCUUGGUUCCUGUAUGGAGGGCUUGAACAACCUUUUUUCUCAGCUGUACGGUGUCUCUCUCAUGUCUGAACAUCCCAUUGCUGGAGAGGUGUGGAGUGAAGAUGUCCGCAAACUGGCUGUGGUGCAUGAGACGGAGGGAUUACUGGGAUAUAUCUACUGUGACUUUUACCACCGAUCAGAAAAACCUCAUCAGGAUUGCCACUUCACCAUCCGUGGUGGCCGCUGGUGCCAGGAAACAGGUCAGUACCAGCUGCCUGUUGUGGUGCUCAUGUUGAGUCUGCCUCACCCCACCAAGAACGCCCCCACCCUGCUCACUCCUGGCAUGAUGGAGAACCUCUUCCAUGAGAUGGGACAUGCCAUGCACUCCAUGCUGGGACGCACACGCUACCAGCACGUGACAGGAACCAGAUGUGCAACUGAUUUUGCUGAAGUCCCAUCCAUCCUCAUGGAGUACUUUGCCACCGACUAUCGAGUCGUAAGCCAGUUUGCACGCCAUUAUGAAACCGGACAGCCUCUGCCUGAGAGUAUGGUGGCUCGCCUGUGUGAGUCUAAAAAAGUGUGUGGAGCUGCAGACACACAGCUGCAGAUUUUCUAUGCAGUCUUGGACCAGAUUUACCAUGGCAAACCACAGAACCGGUCCACCACGGAAAUCCUGAAGGACAUGCAGCAUAAAUUCUACGGCUUACCUUAUACACCCAAUACGGCUUGGCAGCUAAGAUUCAGCCACCUAAUUGGUUAUGGAGCCAAGUACUACUCCUACCUCAUGUCUCGAGCCGUGGCUUCCAUGGUGUGGAAACAGUGCUUCCUUCAGGAUCCUUUAAACAGGGACAUGGGUGAGCGUUACCGCCGGGAGAUGUUAGCCCAUGGAGGAUCCAAGGAGCCCAUGCUGAUGGUGGAAGGCAUGCUGCAGAAACGGCCCACCAUUGAGGACUUUGUGGACGCACUGGUGUCUGAACUCAACCCAAACUUUGAGACUUUCAUCAUGGACUCUGAAAGCUGAGAAACAGAAACA